Racocetra persica is the source of this 408-nucleotide messenger RNA. The record is from the annotation of a GenBank genome assembly. Lineage: Eukaryota; Fungi; Glomeromycota; Glomeromycetes; Diversisporales; Gigasporaceae.
AUGUGGAAAAGAGGUAAUUUUUGGUAUCACCUUAAAAUGGCACAUAGUAUUACUAAAGACAACAUUGAUAAUGUAUCAAAUAUUGAACAUAAUCAAAUAAAUUUGCUUCGUAAGCAAAUCUUGAAUAAUAAGAUCAUAUCUUUUAUAUGUAAGGAUCAACAACCUCUUGCAAUAAUUACGGAUGAUGGAUUUAUUGAAUUAAUAAAGGAAGCACAACAGCUUAUGGAUAAAUUUUCAGAGACACUUUUUUAUGGUUCAUUAAAAUCUGAUUUGUCUUCUGACCUUGCAUUAGAUACUGACGAUAAUUCAGUAAUGAUCGACUUUGAAUCAAGUAUGACUAUAUUUGAUGAUGAUAUUAUUUAUGAGGAUGCAGAUGAGAAAAUAGAUGAGAUAAACAAUAGAACUUGA